This is a messenger RNA of Ornithodoros turicata, 3198 nucleotides long. RefSeq names its product Golgi-resident adenosine 3',5'-bisphosphate 3'-phosphatase-like. The coding region runs from base 97 to 1116 and encodes 339 amino acids. Gene Ontology annotation, biological process: phosphatidylinositol phosphate biosynthetic process. Gene Ontology annotation, cellular component: endomembrane system. The transcript has 5 exons. Gene Ontology annotation, molecular function: 3'-nucleotidase activity. The record is from RefSeq and is a predicted model, not a curated record. NCBI's taxonomy places the organism in Eukaryota, Metazoa, Arthropoda, Arachnida, Ixodida, Argasidae.
GCUUGCUUGGUCACGUGCUACUGUUUAUGUUGCUCACGUUGUCAUUUUGCUUGCAGUUUUAUUGCGGUUAGAUGGUUCCGAAGUUGGAACUGUGCGAUGAUUCCGAACAUGAGAUUUAAUAGACCCGUCAUUAUUUGUGCGUGCUGUGCUGGUCUAAUUAUUAUUGGUAUUUAUUUGUCCUCGUCGAAGAGCUACAUAAGGGAAUCGUACGAUUACUUGGCAUCAUCUCACGCAUCUCAUGUUAGUUUGCAAGAACUGCUUAUUGUCGCAAUAGCUGCGGCUGAAAGAGGCGGAAAUGAAGUUAGAUUAGUUAGACGAAGCAAUUUAUUAAGUGAGAAGAGCAAAGGUAAAACGAAAGAAGGUGCCAAUGACCCUCUGACGGACGGCGACUUGAGAUCGCAUGAAGUCAUGUAUCAUGGGUUGUCUCAGGCAUUUCCCGGUGUCCAUAUAAUAUCGGAGGAACACGAUUCAACUGUACCUGACAACAUACCAGAUUUGAAGUCCGUCAAACCAGAGUCCGUGAAAGGUAUUGCUCUUGACGACGUUACUGUGCCUCGUGAGAGGGUUACAGUCUGGAUUGACCCGUUAGAUGCAACACAAGAGUACACAGAAAAUCUGCUUAACUACGUGACAACAAUGGUAUGUGUUGCUGUGGAUGGUCAGCCAGUGAUUGGUGUUAUUCACAAGCCCUUCAUGAAUGAAACAGCUUGGGCCUGGGUGGGUCAUCAGAUUUCGUCCACAUUGAAGACACAUUCUGAAGCCAAACGUGAGCACCCGGUCAUAAUUGUGUCAAGGUCACACGCUGGGACAGUGCAGACAAUGGCUAGAGAAGUCCUUGGACCGUCUGCAGAAAUUAUACCAGCUGGUGGUGCAGGCUACAAAGCGCUCGAAGUAGCGUCAGGAAAGGUAGACGCCUACAUACACACGACGCUCAUCAAAAAGUGGGACAUUUGUGCUGGAAAUGCAGUUUUAAAUGCCCUGGGUGGCCACAUGACGACACUCUCGGGAGGGGACUUGUACUAUGGUAAGAACGAUCCAAUUAAGGCAGAGGGCGGCAUCUUAGCCACAUUGCGUGAGCACUAUCAGUAUGUUAAGAAGUUCGAGGCACUUCAGUGAUGAAUACUGCUGCUCUCGGAACAAUGGAAAUGGGCAUUAUGUGAAUGUGGGUGUUUCGAAGUCGCCUGGGUCGAAGUGGAAAGGGGGUUGCUGCAGAUCUGUUAAGUGCCAACAUUUUUGUUGUCCACUUUACGAGAGGUGGUGUGCUGUGAGUGGACGUAGCUUUAGCAUCGUACGUAAACGACACGCUGUGGCUUACUGAAAUGUGACUUGCCGUAAUAAAAUGACCAACAGUGCACACACACACACCAGAAGAACAUACAUCUAAACGCUGGAGGGAUAAAGUUAUUAUACUCCAGACGAAAGAUGUAUAUUUAUGAUUAGGGCCUGACUUUUUUUGGGUUUUAUUUUUGGCCAAAUUCGGGGGGUAAAUAUCGGGUGAUAUUUUUCGUUUGAAAAUUCGGGCUGUAUUCGGGUUAAAUCCCGUUACGGCAUAUUCUGUCGUCAGGAAUUCGGGUGUAUUCGGGUGAUUUUUUCUUUGUUUAAUAUAAAUUUGUCUUAACGUGGAACUAAUGUUUAGCAGUGUUAUCAAACUUUAUUUUAAUGCACGCUUACGAGUGUGCCACGCGACCCGGAUGUUUUCGGGUAGAUUCGGGUUAAACCCGAAUUUUACAGAUUUCGUUCGGGGGGGGGUAAAUAUCGGGCGGAUACGGGUUUAACCCUAAAAAGUCAGGCCCUAUUUAUGAUGCAUGGCUGUGGCUCACUUUUUUGUCAUGUCACCUGAAGCUAGUUCGAAGAUUGUGUUGGCUAACAUACUUCCCUACCUACUACAUACGAAUGAAGUGCAAUUGACACAGACAUGGAAUUAGUGACACAUUUCUUUAUUACACAUUUUACGACACGCAGAAAGUGGUAAAUCUCUGUUAGUAGUGUUACGUGCUCCUCUUAAAUUUUUGUGUUCUGUGCUCUGCUCAUCAUUUUCCUGCCACUUCCAACCUUAUAGUCACGUGGUUUUUGUGGUAUGUAUAUUUAUUAUUGCUAUAGUUAUUAUGCUUAUAUAUAUUAUAUAGUUAUUAUAGUUAUUAGUUCAUCUGUGUUCGAGUGGUAAUUAUAAUAGGCUUAUGGGCAUUGUAUUUUGCUAGUGCUAUUUAAUGGCAGUUUAAUGACCAAAAAUAUGGACAGAAUAUGUUUUUGGCAGCUUCCUGUGUAGGACCUCAGACUGUUUCUGUACGAUGCUGCGUUGUGCUUCGUGCUAAAUUGGCAACAUCAGAAACCACCCUGUUUCCAGAGAACAUAAGAAGGUACAUUGAAGACUCACUGAAGUUCCGAGUGGGUCUGGCUUGACUUUUGUAACACAUUUUUAGAAAAAAAGUUGGGAAGGUAUUGUUAGGUUGUGUCAGAAUGAUUUUUCAAAGCUGGUAUUUGUGAGGAAACCAGUGACUCGGAUUAUCUGAAGGGCUGUGCACGGUUGGGCUUGCCCAUCUCCGUGCAUCCCAGUGUAUUUUUAGUGCAGCGUAAGUUACGACUAAACCAUGCUGUAGAUGAUGAACAUGUUGGUCGCUUUACUGUUACGUAGCUCUCGGCAUUUAGGGUUCGAGUGUAGCAUGCAAAUAAACAGUAUUUCAACGUUGUUACGGUAACGCUUUUGAGGAAUGACUGGUAGUGUUGUUAAGCAAAGAGUCAUCCUGAGGGCAUUACUUUGAAGUGAAUACUUGUACACUUUGAAGUGCAGGUGUUGUUGUGCAGCGUCUGAAGGCCUAUUGCCCUCAUUUUCAGUGGUUUUGCUGUUUGGAACUCCAGUCACGUCCAGCAAAAAAUUGUGAGGCAUCCAUUGUUAUGUAGUACUGUACGAAAAUUGCGCUUGUCCGCACCAAGUUUUUCCUAGGUAGAAAGCAAAGCUUUGAGAUAUGCGGAUGGAUUACACAAUUAUUACAUCCGUAUAUCUGAAACUUAAUGUGGCAACUCAGACCAUAAUGUGCCAAACUGUGCUAAAUGUGUCAAUGAGUUGGUUUAAAUAGACAGAGCUAAACGAGAACCAGCAGGUGAAGCAUGCGAGAGUAUAAAGUCUGUGUAAGUCUGAGGGCUGAAGAAGUGCAGCCUUCUGCAUGAAAGUCUCGUCUCAUUAAAAUUUAGAUGCUCUUA